Molecule: messenger RNA, 2192 nt
Organism: Brassica rapa (field mustard)
Lineage: Eukaryota; Viridiplantae; Streptophyta; Magnoliopsida; Brassicales; Brassicaceae
Source: RefSeq, a predicted model, not a curated record
AAAAUAUAAAUUCAAUAAUAAUUGAUUUUAAAUUUUUUUUUUUCAAAUUAUGUUUAAACAAUAGUGUAAUUGACAGACAAAUCACUCCAAAGUCUAAACUGAAUAUAUCCCCUUUGUGCUUCUCCUAACUGUGAAGAGGCUUUAUGGCCCAAUAAAUAUGUCAGCCUGUUGAUAAAGCUCGGCCCAGUAACGAAAAGCUGCUUCGUGACCCAGUAGUGAAGGAGCGGCUUGCGUCAAGAGACGUUACCGAACGCAACCCUUCACUUCCCCCACCCACCCACACCAUCUUCCUCUUUUCCCCCACAUCUGUAACAUUUAUUUAUUUUCUACUGUCUCAACUAAAUUUUUCUAUUUAAGUAAAAAUAAUACUAAUCGAGUGUCUGCCACUAGAAAUUGAAAUAAAAUUCCCCCAUGAUUUUAUUUUUCUUCUCCAUUUUUUUCGUACACGAUAAAUAAUAUAAAUCGAAAUUCCCAAUCCUUCAUCUUCCCAAUCUCUCUAAAACCCUAGACUCACUUUCAACUCAAGCAGACAGGACUUUAAAACCACAUCCACUCUUGUUUUUAUUACCGGAGAAGAAAUAAUUUCAACUUUUAUUUUUGGUUGUGUGUUUUUGUUUUUCUCUUUGGAGCGAUCGAUUCUGUAACCAUCACAAUGUCGAGUUCAAUCGCAAGAACAGCGAUUCGUGGUGAGAAUCGGUUCUACAACCCGCCGGCCAUGAGGAGGAUGCAGCAAGAGGCGCAAUUGCAACAGCAGUUAAGGGAGAAGCAAGGAGAAGUGGAUAACGAGCCUAAGGCAAAGCUGCCGCAGCCUCUUCGUACCCGGAAAAGUCAUGGGAAGAGCAAGAAUCGGGUUGUUUCCUCCGGGUCUGAAGUAUCCGUAGCCUCAUCUGAAUCUUCCGGGUCGGGUCGGGUUCAGAGAGAAGCCUCUAACUUGGAUCGGUUCUUGGAACACACCACUCCCUUUGUCCCUCCCAGGUUUCUUCCCAUGAGGAGCAAACGGGAACUUAAAACCGGUGAAUCGGAGAGCAGUUCAUAUUUUGUACUCGAGGAUCUGUGGGAGUCGUUUGCGGAGUGGAGUGCGUACGGUGCUGGUGUUCCUCUCCAUAUGGAUGGGAGUGACUCCACCGUGCAGUACUAUGUGCCUUAUUUAUCCGGCAUUCAGUUGUAUGUAGUAGACCCAUCUAACAAGGCCAGAAAUAAAGUUGAAGAUAAUGAAGGAAGCAGCCACAGUAAUAGUGGUAAGACUCUGCAGAGUGAGGUGGACUUGAGUGUCAGCGAACUGAAUAGAGUCAGUCUUGGAGAUCAAUCUGGAGAGACUGAGACCAGCAAUCCUCAAGGACGGUUACUAUUUGAGUACUUGGAGUAUGAACCUCCCUUUGGCCGUGAACCUCUCGCUAACAAAGUAUCAGAUCUGGCUUCAAGAUUCCCUGAGCUAAUGACAUACAAGAGCUGUGACCUUUCUCCAUCAAGUUGGGUCUCUGUGUCAUGGUAUCCAAUAUACAGAAUACCAGUUGGUGCAACACUACAGAACCUUGACGCAUGCUUUCUAACUUUCCACUCUCUCUCAACACCCCCACCUCCUCUAAAAGCAGGUGCCUUGGAGGCAUCCGUGAAGCUACCGUUGCCUACUUUUGGACUCGCUUCUUAUAAGCUUAAACUAUCUGUGUGGAACCAAAACAGAGCUCAAGAGUGCCAAAAGAUAUCUUCUUUGCAAGACGCUGCAGACAAAUGGCUUAAGUGUCUGCAAGUUAAUCAUCCGGACUACAAAUUCUUUACCUCUAACAUCACACAAACGAGGUGAAAAAGGUGAAAAGCUGCUUUGGCUCUGGUCUGAUUCAAAGACAACCCAUUUAUGAUAUCUACUCUACUCUACUUCACGUUAUAAAAAUUCUCUGCUUACACCAAAGUAAAACCAAGUACGUACUGGGUAAAAGACUCUUGCGUGUUUUUCAGGCGAUUUAAGAGUCUCGCUGUUUCAUUACCAGAAGAUGCUUUGUGAAUUGUAGCCUAAGCUUUCAUUUGUUCUUCUUCUGCUGAAACUAGUCUUUUGCUUUUUCCAUAUAUAGUGAUGAAAUUUGUUGAGGAGUGAUACUUGUAAUGUUUAGAUGCAAAUCUUUUUUUUGUGAUACAAUUUGAUUGCUGAACUGGAACACAGCUUGGCUUAUAUAUCAAUUUGUUGGAGGCUUCUAGCU